This is a messenger RNA of Trichophyton rubrum CBS 118892, 327 nucleotides long. RefSeq lists its product as uncharacterized. The record is from RefSeq and is a predicted model, not a curated record. Lineage: Eukaryota; Fungi; Ascomycota; Eurotiomycetes; Onygenales; Arthrodermataceae. Gene Ontology annotation, molecular function: fatty acid synthase activity. The transcript has a single exon. The coding region runs from base 1 to 327 and encodes 108 amino acids. Gene Ontology annotation, biological process: fatty acid biosynthetic process.
AUGAAGCUGGACUUAUUUGUCCUUAUAUCGUCUGUUGCUAGUUUAAUUGGUAUCCCUGGACAAUUAGCAUACUCAGCUGCCAACCAGUUUCUCGAUAACUUGGUACAUCACCGUCGGCAUGCUGGGCUUACCGCAUUGGCGCUCAACUAUGGCGUGAUGGGCAACUUUGCUGGUCCUUUCAAGAACUCUGGACACGACGCCGAAGAACUUGUUGAGUUCAACAUGAUGAGAGGACUAUUCUCGAUGAGUCUGCCUAAAGUGCUAACAACGUUGGAGAAAGCAAUUAUUGACAAUAUCACGCAACGAAUGGCAGCAUAUAUGGAUUAG